Arvicanthis niloticus (Nile rat) is the source of this 2206-nucleotide messenger RNA. Lineage: Eukaryota; Metazoa; Chordata; Mammalia; Rodentia; Muridae. The record is from RefSeq and is a predicted model, not a curated record.
GCGAGGGUGGCCUGGACAUGGGACUCUGCCCAUCCUCUCUGGUGCUUUCAGAGAGGAAAAGGACCAGUUCCAACUCUGAUCCUGCCCAGGACUAACGGGACCAUCCCAUCUUUCCUCUACCUUCCUAGCUCUUAUUCGCCAAGACAGCCCCAGGCAGCGGCCACGCCCCACACUGUGCCAUUGGACAGCCUAGCAGGCUUCCUUAUCCAAGUCUCUGACCCUGAUUCCCUGUCUUCUGCCUCCCCCUUUCCAUUUACCUUCAAGCUUUUUCAUUUAGUCAACAAAACUGUGUGUGCUGGGACCCUAAUCUAAGCCUGGAGCUCCAACCGGCUCUGUUUUUCAAAUUCUUCACCCUGGGCCCCCUACUAAUCCAAUUCUCCACCCUCACACACGAGAGUUUUGACCUCGGACUCCAUCACUAUCCCACUCCUCUCCCUCCCUCCAGCUCCUGGGAACUGGAGCCUCAAGUGUCUGUCUCACAGUUCAGCCUCUCGGUGAUGCAGGCUCAACUCUCUCCUCCUCCUCCUUUCUCCACACCCCCUAAAGCCCCACAACUUUGGCCGGACGCCGGGCGACACCACGAGUUAUUUCCCAGCCCCGGAGUCUUGGCCUCUGAACAACUGGUUUCCUCUAGGAGUCUGGGAGGAGCGCUGUGGAGCCGGCAAGGAGCAGCCAGAAGCUAGGAGUCAGUCAGCAAGGGCAGGGGCUGCCUGGUUGGGGUAGGAGUGGGAGCAGGGCCAGCAGGAGGGUCUGAGGAAGCCAUUCAAAGCGAGCAGCUGGGAGAGCUGGGAAGCCGGGAGGGGUGAGUUUGGCAGAGGAGGAGGGUAAGUGGGGGAGGGGACUGUGGGAAAGUCUGGGCACCAGCUUGGGGACGGAGGAGGGCUUGUCUUUCCUUUCCUUUUCCAGUUCUUGGUUGGGGGCACCCUCAUCUUCACCCCAUCACACUGUGCUCAACCCCAAAGGCAUGUUUGUAGGGCGGAGACCUACUGGGUUCCACCUGGGUGGGGCGCGAGGUUGGUCCCAAGAUUCUGGGUUCCAACUCUGGUCCUGCCCAGCCUACAGACUACAAGAGAGGAUCCCGGCUGUCUGGGCCUCCGGGGUCACCACCAUGAGGCCACUUCUUGCCCUGCUGUUUCUGGGUCUGGCGUCAGGCUCUCCUCCCCUAGAGGACAACAAGAUACCCAGCCUGUGUCCCGGGCAGCCCGGCCUUCCAGGCACACCAGGCCAUCAUGGCAGCCAGGGCCUGCCUGGCCGCGACGGCCGUGAUGGCCGCGACGGUGCACCCGGAGCUCCGGGAGAGAAAGGCGAGGGCGGGAGACCGGGACUACCUGGACCACGUGGGGAGCCCGGGCCACGUGGAGAGGCAGGUCCCAUGGGGGCUAUCGGGCCUGCGGGGGAGUGCUCGGUGCCCCCACGAUCAGCCUUCAGUGCCAAGCGAUCAGAGAGCCGGGUACCUCCGCCAGCCGACACGCCCCUACCCUUCGACCGUGUGCUGCUGAAUGAGCAGGGACAUUACGAUGCCACUACUGGCAAGUUCACCUGCCAAGUGCCUGGUGUCUACUACUUUGCAGUUCAUGCCACUGUCUACCGGGCCAGCUUGCAGUUUGAUCUUGUCAAAAAUGGCCAGUCCAUCGCCUCUUUCUUCCAGUUUUUCGGGGGGUGGCCCAAGCCAGCCUCGCUCUCAGGGGGUGCGAUGGUAAGGCUAGAACCUGAGGACCAGGUAUGGGUGCAGGUGGGCGUGGGUGAUUACAUUGGCAUCUAUGCCAGCAUCAAGACCGACAGUACCUUCUCUGGAUUUCUCGUCUAUUCUGACUGGCACAGCUCCCCAGUCUUCGCUUAAAUACAGUGAAUCCGGAGCUGGCACUUGCUCCCUAGUGGAGGGUGUGACACUGACCGGCGCAGCGCAUACCAGGAGGGCUGGCCCCCUGGAAUAUUGUGAAUGACUAGGAAGAGAGGGAGCCACCUCUGGUCCCACUGCUGGCAAUGAAUGGAGACAGAGGCUGUCUGAGGUCAAGACAGACAACGUGGAGCAGUGGCUGGGUUUCUGCCCAGGACUUUAGAAUGCAGUAGGCUGGCAGCCUUGGGUUCCGGACCCAGGACUCCAAGGUGGGAUGCUCCCUUCCUAGUUCUGUGCUCCUUCUAGGUCCUUGACUCCCAGGGCAGGUCUUUUUCUCAGAGGUCACUUAAAUAAACUUAAAUCCUCCCA